AUGAACCACGAUUCGGUCAGCGCAAAGCCGCCACGGCAUUGGCAACCUCAGCCUCCUCCCUCAUGGCCAGGGCUGGGUCGCCCAGCUCCAGCAACAAUCGUUGCCAUGGCCAUCAUCCUCCUCGUCAUAUCCAUCUUCAUAUCCGUCCUCCGUCAACUUCUCGAACGCCGCCUCGCCCAGCGCAGAGGCUGGUUUCUCGAAACCCCAUCUGCACCCUCACCAACCACCAAAACGAAGCGCAAGAAGAAGGACGACCGCAAGGUCCGUCCUGUAUCCGAGCUCGAGAUCGAAGGUCGCCAGCUCCUCUUUACGGACACAACCACCCCCGGAGAGCGAGUGCCGCUGCGCGAUCCCAAUGCGCGGGGCUCUCUAUACGAUACUUUUCAGCUGCCUACAGAGCACGCAUCACGAUUAAAGCACGCCCGGUCUAUGAUGGAACUGAAUGGAGGAAAUCCGCUUGAAGGAGCUGAUGAGAAGGACGGUUCUAAAAAGGCCAAGACGAUUCAUUUACAUGGAGUAAACAGACUCAACACGGCGUGGGCAUGGAUGUCAUGA
Fusarium keratoplasticum is the source of this 555-nucleotide messenger RNA. RefSeq lists its product as uncharacterized. Bases 1 to 555 code for a protein of 184 amino acids. NCBI's taxonomy places the organism in Eukaryota, Fungi, Ascomycota, Sordariomycetes, Hypocreales, Nectriaceae. The transcript has a single exon. The record is from RefSeq and is a predicted model, not a curated record.